CGAGCCGCUGCUUGCCUCGCGUGACCGCGGCAGGUUGGUCCCGGAGCCGAAGAGCGCUGGAUAUUUAGGCGCGGGCGCGAGGCGGGGGGGCGCGCGGGCCGGAGGAGUUCCUCGGCCAAGACAGUUAUGCAUGCGUUAGGGCACCUCUGACAGAAUGGCCGUGGAAGCUCUCCACUGCGGACUGAGUCCACGGGGCAUCGAUCACCCUGCCCAUGCCGAAGGGAUUCAACUACCGAUUGAAAGCGAAGGUGCGGAAUCUCAAUCCAUUAAGAACAAAAAUUUCCAGAAGGUGCCUGAUCAGAAAGGAACUCCCAGGCGACUGCAGGGCGAGGCCGAGACUGCCAAGUCAGCUACAGUGAAGCUGUCUAAACCCGUGGCUCUGUGGACCCAGCAGGAUGUCUGCAAGUGGUUGAAGAAGCACUGCCCAAAUCAGUAUCAGAUCUACAGUGAGUCAUUCCGGCAGCACGACAUAACUGGGCGAGCCCUGCUGAGACUCACAGACAAAAAGCUGGAGCGCAUGGGGAUCGCCCAGGAGAACCUCCGACAGCACAUCUUGCAACAGGUGCUCCAGCUGAAGGUGCGAGAGGAGGUCAGAAACCUGCAGUUACUCACACAAGGAAAUUCAGAAAGUUGCACAUGAAGCUAAACCAAGCUGCACCUGGGGCAGGAGAGAAGGCGGACAGAGAGAGGAUGGACAUCCCACGUGUCUCUCUGUGUUGUGAAACAUGAGUGUGUUAACUAUUUAAAAGAAUAAAAAUGUUAAAAACAAACACGAAGAAGAAAGACUGAAUUUUAACACCAGAUAGGCUAGAAUUGUACAUUCUGGCCCUAACAUGCAUUGUGUUGUUACUUCAGGGAGAUUACUUAAUCUGUCUCUGUCCUAACUUUCUAAUCUCUGAGAUGGAGAUCAAUAUUUCUGUUCCACGAGUAGAGAUGAAUGAGAAUUUAAGGAGCUAAAAUAUACAUAUCAAUCAGUGCAGAGUGACAGUGACACAUAAUAUACUUAGCUAUGUGAAUCACGUAUUCAAAUCAAACUCAUUAAUUUAUAACAAGCCUAUCUUUAGCAUCUCUAUUGAGAUAUGGUCACAUGCACAUAAUUGAAUCAUUGAAUGUGUACAAUUCAAUGAUUUUUACUAUGUUUACAAUUUUGCAACUAAUCCAGUAAUUAAUUUUAAAACAUUUCGUCAAGAAGAAACCCCAUGUUAUUAACAGCCCCCAUGUCCUUCCAAGACCUCCAACCAACCCUUCCUUGAGAGGUUAAAUCUUUUCUGUUGUUUCCUAUGAAUGUAACCCUACAGCAUAUAACCUUUUGUGAUAGGCUUUCACCUGUGAUGUCUUCAAGGCUUGCCCAUGAUGUAAAUGUCAGUACCUGACUUCUGUUUGUUGCUGAAUAUCCAUUUUUUGCGUACACCAUAUUUUAUUAAUGCAUUUAGAUUGUCUCUAAAAUUUGACCAUUACUGGUAAUGCCGCUUUGAACAUUCAUGUGCACAUUUCUGUGUGAAUGCAUUGGGAUUUCUCUAGGCAUGGGCCUAGGAGGGGAAUUGCUGCUGCAUAGAGUAAGUCCGUGGCUAACGAAGCUGGAGAGACUUCCUGUCACGCUCCCACCAGCAGAGCUGGGAGAGUUCCCAUCCCUCCACACCUUCACCAGUUCAUGCUGUUGCCUGUCAUAAAGCCAUCUUGGUACAUGUGAAAUAUUUCAGGGUGGUUUUGAUUUGUUUUACUCUUGUGGCUAAUAGUACCUCUUCAUGUAUAUACUGGAGAUUGUUUUGGUUUAUCUUCUUUACGAAAAAUGUCUAAGUCAGAUCUUUUGCUCAUUUUUAAUAGGAGUAUUAAUUAAACUUUAUUUCAGUUUAGUUACUGCCUGGGAGUUGAACCCCUUAGCCAUGUUAUGUGAGUCCUUUACCACUCAGCCACACCUCCAAACCCUGAGCUAUUUUUUAUGUAUCCUGUUCAUAUUUUUGAGAUGGGUUCUUGCUGUUCCCAGGCCACACUGGCACUCAUGAGUCUCCCACUUUAGCUUCAUGAGUAACAAAGAUUACAGGUGUCCACCACAAUAGGGGGGGGGGGAGCCUUAUUUACCAUGCCCAAUUACUUGCCUUAUUUACAAGAGUUAAAUAUUUUGUUGCUGUUUCCAAAGAAGAAACCCACCUGCUAAGGAUGAAAUCUUGCUCCUUUGAAGACACUCAAAAGAACCUGCCUCAAAUUUAAAUAUCAAUGACAAAGUGAAGCAACUGAAUAUACUCUAAAGAUUCUCUAGGAAGCAGCUUCCUUUUGGGUGUAGAAAUUAUAAACACACACAUUAAAUCGUAUGCAACUGCAAGCUCGUUCUGUAGUAUUGUAGGGGAAAUAAUAUAAUCGAGAAUUAAUCCUAUUUUUCCAUGAUCUGUUGCUAUUUUAAAACUCAUCUGAAGUUUUUUAUUCCGCACCAGUGUUUGCAGAGUUGGCUGGGAGCCUUAUGACGAGGCCAGGAUGGCCACAAAUGAACUAAAGAAUUCCACCAAGCCACUGUGGGUCACCUGAAUAGGAAAAAUGAAUUCUUUGCUUCCCUUCCUCUUACAUUCUUCCUUCUGGAUACUAAUACAAGUAACAAAAAUUGUAAGGCAUUUUAGCAUGUUUGCAUGGUGACUGCACAUUAAAUCUCUCAGCUAGGAGUCGCCAUCAGUGACUCAUCACAAAAACUCCAGACAUUUCAUCCUGUCCUUCAGCUGCAGUCUUUUCCUCUGACUCCUCCCCUGUGUUAUUCACAGUGGCCCUGAAACUAUCAGACGUUUACAAGCAGUAUAGUCAGUGUCUGGUCUUGCUUUCAUGCCAUCCUCUUAAUGCCUGUAAGGUGAUUCCUGGUAGCCUUGUGGUCUCUGAUGUCCUGUUCAUGGAGCAGCCAGAACUUUAAUCUGUCAGACUCCCUUGAUGGCAUCUUUCUCCUGGAAAGUCAGCCGGGUCAGGAUACCUCAAGUUGUCUCUUGGGAAACAGUGUGAAAUUGGAAAUCAUUUGUUAUACUCUCCUUCUACUAGAUUCAUGAGAGAUGGGGAAAAGUGCUUUAUAUAAUACACAGCAGUUGUGCAUAUUGCUUUUGGAACCCUUUAGAUGAACCCACAAUCAAGUAUCUAAGGGGUAUUCUUAGCAUUUUCGUGAUGGACAUUAUUUCUAGGAAGAAAGACUCCCAGGCACACUAGCCUCACUGCUCUUCAUAUAGCUAAUGAGCAGUAAAUGUUUGCUGUUUGCAAAGCGUGCACUAAUGACCACUUCUGGCAUUUUCUCUACCAUGGCCAGUCCUCUUUGUUAGCCCCAGUGUACAUACAGGGAAAGAUAAAGACAGAACACCCAAAUAGAAUACCCAAAUCCAGAAAACUGAGAAAAACACAGGUCUGUCUGCAUUUAGCAAGCCUUUAUCUGCUUAACUUCACUGCCUGUGGUCUCUCCAAUGAGAUAAUAAUUUCCCUCUUGGAGUGAUGAUUAAAUGAGAUCUUAUGUGGAUAUCCUGUUCCACAGGUCAUGGCUUUUGAACUGGUCUAGGUGCUGGCAAACUUUUCUUUGUGAAGGGCAAGACAGUAUUUUAAUCUUUGUUGACCAUGUAGUGUCUGUUCACCCACUCCACUGUAUAAAAGCAACCAUAGGAGAUACUUAACUAGAUAUGGCUGUGUUUCAAUAAAACUUUAUUAACAAAAUAGUUGCUGGUACACACAGAAGGUCACACUAACCAGAAUGAAAAAUUGUUACAAUGUUAAUAUCUAGAAUAUGUAAGGAACUUGUGCAGCCCAAUAAAAACAAACUUUUUUUGGUACUGGGGAUUGAACGCAUGAUAUUGUGCUUGCCAGGCAGGCACUUUGCCGUUGAGUUAAAUCCCCGACUCUCUAAACAACCAGCUUUUAAAAUGGACCGUGGAACAUGAGUAUGUAAUUCCCCAAAGAAGCUAUAUGGCCAACAACCAUCAAAAAAGAUGUUGAUCACUAAUCAUUAGAGAAAUGCAAAUCAAAUGAGAUAUUAUUUUGCACCCGUUAGGAUGGCCACUAUCAAAAGAAAAUAAUAAGUUUUGACAAGAAUGUAGAGGAGUCAUAUCCCUCCUGCACUGUUAGUGGGUCCAUAAAAUUUUAUGACCAUUAUAAAAAAAAAACACUGUGUAAGUUGCCAGAUAAUUAAAAAUAGAAAAUUACCAUAUGACCCAGCAAUCUCAUUGGUGGAUAUAUAUCCAAAAAAAUUUAAAAGAGGAUAUUAAAGGAGCAUUUGUACACCUAUAUUCAUUGUAGCAUUCACAAUAACCAAGAGAUUAAAACAGCACAAAUGCUCACUGAGGAAGAAAUGGAGAAAAUGUUGUAUAUAGAUGCCCUAGAAGACUUCUCAGCAUUUACAGAAAGGAGAUCUGUUCACAUUGUACUGCAUGGAUUGGCCUUAAUGAAAUAAACCAAUCACAAAAGGACGAGAUUCUUCUCAUAUAAAGUAUCUCAGGUAGUCAAAAUCAUAGUAUAAAGAGGAAAAAGGCUGUGGGGAGGAAGAAUUAGUGUGUACAGGUAUAAAGUUUCAGGUUUACAAGAUGAACGUUAUGGAGAUCUGUUACGUAAUUUCAACACACUGUAUUAGUGCUGAACUACACACUUAAAAUAGUUAAAAGGGAAAUCUAAUGUUAGUGGAGUUUUUUUGCUACAGUAAAAAUAAGCCAUAGCUAGUGAACUCAUACUGUACAAAGUCAAAACUGUAAGCUUUGGACAUCCUCAUCUAGAUUACUCUUUUCAUUCAUGGAAUUUUCCAUUUUGGGAUAAAGAUCCCUCAAUUCCAAGGGCUGUCUAGUAGAGCCCCACUUCUAGGACAUCCCUUUCUGUGACUUUCUUAACUACAAAUAUAUGCAUACUGUAAGGAUGGAUCAGCAGCUAUGAACUUUGGCUGAAUGCAGCAGUGGAAACCCGCAUUCCUACGGGAAGAUCGGGCAGAUAGUGAUAGUAAUUGCCGCCAUCUUUAAGUGCCUUCGUCAACCAGUGCCUACAGAAUGCAAAAAGAGCAUGAUAUUUACCAGGGCCAGUUUUGGCUCAUUAAACAUUAGUAUUUCCCUAAGGACUUUUUCUACAUUGUCCAAAUAUAUGUGUCAAAAUUUAGUUGGGAAUUGCAUGGCCAGAUGGACUCUACAAAGUUCCAUCUUUUGCGGUGAGAAAAAUUAGAAACACUACAUUCUAAUCCAAGAAGAACUUUCCAGAACUAUGUGUACCAGCUGAGUAUUUUAGUCCCGUCACCUCCACAGUGAUGCUUCAGCAGCCAAAACGGGCUGUCUGAACUGAAGUAGGCCAUCUGGUCCACCACCUUGCUUAAGAACUCUUUGUAGAACAGAGCUAUAACCUCUUGAGAAAUUGUACAAUUGCAUUUUGCAGGCUCGAGCACCAGGACUCAGAAUGAGAGAUUCCAAGUGGUUACACAGCAGUUAGUGGUACAACUGAAACUAGAUCCUGUUUCUCCCAGUUACCACCCCUUUAAUUUUUGUCCCAUUGCUUUUGUUAAGGUGUAAUUCACACAGUAAAGUUCACCAUUUUUAGUGCAGCAUUCUGCAAGGACCGACAUAUGCACACGUUUGUGUAGCUAUUGCUAUGGUCAAGAUUAAACCAAAAUUCCCAGCACUAAGAAAUUCUCCUCCAGUGCCCAUUCUUGUCAGCCUCUCCUGUUCCACAAGACCCUGACAACCACCGAUAUUUCCUGUCUGUACAGUUUUGCCUUUCCUAGAAUGUAAUGGAAGCGGGAUUGUAGCAUCUGAUUUCCUCCCUGAAUUGCACCGCGCCUUAGGCUGAGCGUAUGUCAUUCUCCUGCUCACUUUCAUCAAAAGUAUUCAGUUGGAUGUACGACCACAGCCUGAUUCCCCAGCUGAGGGACAUUUGAGUCGUCUGCAGUUUUGUAGAACACCAAUAACACUGCUGUAAGCAUUCACAUAAAGGUUCUUGUAUAAACAGUGGUUUUCAUUGUUGGGUAUCUAGAAGUGAAAUUGCUGUUUUGUAUCAUAAAUAUAUGUUUUAGCUCAUAAGAAACUGCCAGGUCAGUAUUCUUAAAAUAAUAAAAGCAGAGUAAUGGGACUGGGGACUGACUAUACUACCCAUAAAAGUAUCGGAAAUUUUUCUGGAAUAUUGCUGCUGCUGUGUGGAAGUCCUGCCUGUCUCUUCCUGAAGGAAUUCAUCUUCAGAGGCCCUGAUCUGCCGCCUGUCUCUUGUACACCAUUUCAGAAGUUCGAGUUCAAACACGUCUACUGUGAACUUGUUUAAUAAAAAUUUUCUCGUCUUCCAUAUAUCAGGUAAUACGCUACGUGUGUCUCCCCCCACUUGUCACUGAGAUGCUUCCUCGGUCUCUGUUCUAAGGAAGAAAACCUUGUAGCCUUCCCCAGUCCUGUGGCAGGAUGCAUGUUAGACUGCGGUGCACCCGUGAAUCUUGUCUUGCGGCCAGAUUUUCCAGACUCUCAGGAUGGGCUGUUUGCAAGUCCAGGCUCUUCUGGGCCUUUUCACCUGCCGCCGUGCCGGCGUUAAAGCCUGAUGUUCGUGGGUCCGUGUGCUCCUUUCUCACUCCUCUGCCGUCUCACUGCAGAGAGCUGAGCUCUUCCUGGUGCUCACUUGUUCUCACGUACCUCAAAAUAACUCUCUGGGCUCCUCUUCUCUUUCUAAUGGCUCUUCCUCAGGCUAGUGGCUCACCGCCUGCCUCCACUGCUUGCCAGUGUGGGUUGCUCCUGGAAAUCGCUCCUCUAGGUUUUUCUCCUGGAGUGUGCUCUGUGGAAAACCCACUCCGGUACUUUAUGCCUCUCCUACUUCUUACCGACUCUCAGAUUCAUACCUUAGAUCUCCUUGAAACUUUGUAUCCUUCAGUCACUCUCCCUAGAAAACGUGACAGCCUGGAUAGUCUACUGACAUCGCAGGUGUAACAAAUCAGAAUUUAACUGCAAUGUCCUUCCUCCCAUCUCCCGUGGGAUUCCUCUCAAAGUUACAACUCCCAUGAUGCACUCCUUAACCUGAUUCAGAACAUGAUUCAGUCACCAGAAAGGACUUUUCCUCAAAACAGCAUGGAUCAGUGGCAAAAUGCUCUGCAUUCUCCUUCUGGAAUGGGUUUGCAGCCUCUUUCUGGCUCCUUCGCUGCUGGAUUAACUUACCUCGGUUAGUGUCUUCCCAGGCCACCCGGAUGACCUGCCGGCUCUCAUCUGGGCCCCUGUCCGCCUUGCUCCUUCAGUUAUCCGGCUACUUCUAUUGCCAUGAUUAAUUUAAAUGUAUUUCUGAUGACAUUAUUUCUAUCUUUAGAACACUUGGUGGCUUCCAGUUGGCCACAGAGUAAAACCCGAACUUCUCAGCAUCUGGCAGGAUAUUCUAAAUGUUUCAUAGAUGUAUUAACUUUGAGCACAUUGCUUGCCAGACAUUGUGAUAGUGCAGUUGUAGAAAUGGGGAUAGGGUCUGUUUCACAGUGUUAUCAGGAUUAUGAGAUAAUAAAGCUCAUGGCAGGAUUUGGCCUCCAUGAGACCCCACUUCUUCUGAGAAACCCUGCCUUGAUUCUCAGGCUGAAACUCUCAUUCUCCUCUCUGCAUUACUAAGUGCAUUGUUCAGACUAAUAAUGCAAUGUUCCUCAUUCGGUGUCCGGUUGUUGAGCUCAGGCGCUGUGGUAGCCACGAGGGACAGAAAGGAGCACCUAAUGUAGCAGUGAGUCUCCAGUGGCGUGCAUCAUGCCAGAGACAGGCAGCUGUGUCCUGAGCGCACAGGAUUGGAGCUUAGCUUCACCAGGAAUUGGCGGGAUAAGGAAGACCUGCCAGAGGUGUGACAUGGGCACUGGUUCUUAAAGCAUAAACGAUUUGACAAGGACACAGAGGCUGGUGUGAGGCAGCAGAGGAGUGGCACCAUAGUCUUCAUGUCUCCCCGCCAAGAUAUUAGCAGUCCUAGGGGUGUUCUGCCACUGCUUUGCACUGCCACCACCUAGUAUGUCCUAUACGGCAAAAAAGUGGAUUCUCUGUGUGGUUUUGCUGAUUUAAAUUGAAUGAUUAUACUUUUCUUUCAUUUUCUAUCUCUUAUUUCAUUUUCUGCUUAAUCUCAUUGCAGUAAAUGCAAUAUCAAUUCUGCUGUGAGUUUGUAAUAAGAAGUAAGAGUUGCUACAAAAACAUUUGGGAUAGUUUUCUCCAUGGGCAGUAUCAUCCAGCUUCUCUUCUAUAUUUUUAUUUCUUCUCCCCCUCCUGCUCUGCCUACUCCUCCUUCAUAGAACCUUCUUUAUUCCCUCGUGGUCUUUUGUACUGACCGUUAGAGACAAGGGCAAGGGCUCCUCCAUAUAUAAGCCACCACCCCUUCUGUUGCCUUUUUGGUCCUUACGUGUUCCCCUGGGUGACACUGUCAAGUGAUUGCAGAGUGAACCUUUUCCCCUACAACCCAAUUAAUUGCCCAACAGCUUAUGGUGGAUAAAGAUGUUAGAUGAGAUAUCUUAGGGAUUUAGUGCAGAUUUUUCUGUGUUCGUGGGGUCAUUCAUUACUUCAUUCACUGUCAUUUGAUUAUGAUCUGCCAACCAUGUGUCCCCUCCCAAUUUCUUCCAAGAUAGCACUUACAGCUACUUCCUCAGACUUUCCCCUGACAGGCUGAAGAGUCUUCAGACCUUGUUGUGCAAAUCUUGUGGUAAGGAAUAUUUCUAAUUUUAUCAAAUCUUUAAGCUGUCAGAGAAAUUCUCCUUGGUGUGCACUCUAUAUAUAGAAGCCUAAACACAAAAUUCUUUUAAGGAUUAUGAAAAUCAGGUGACACUUUACCAUUCGGGCUUAGAGUCAUGAUAUGAGUACUCUAGUUAGCAUCCUCUCAUUUCAUUUUUAUUCCAGGUUCAUGCUGGCCAGUUCAUUCCAGGAAGGUGUGUUUGCAGUGAGGCGUGUUUGCAGUGAGGCUUGGAAUUGACUCUUGCUUCUUGUCUGUUGGAUUCUUUAUGUUGGAAAAAUGUUUGCCUAUUCUAAUGACCCUGAAAGUCUCUCUAGCUGGUAUAUGGGAGAAGUGUCCACAUGCUAUUUUUCUGAUUUGGACUUGUUCUGUCAAGAGUUUUCAUCAUCAUUAAUAAGUGUUUUGUACCACUCUCCAUGACGAUGAGUGACUUGAGAAUCUCAGACUCUAAAUGCUUCUCUGCAUCUGCAGAACUCACCAACUGCAAAAAUUUUCACUAUCAAACCCUUUGCAUUUAAAGGACCUAGAUGAAGCAAUAUAUUUAGGACUCUUCUUGGAAACAUUUAGGAUGGUCAUUUGGUGACACUGUUAUAUCAUUUUGACCUUGUUGUUUGAGUAGAUAUUUGAAGAAUCGGAGAUAACUGAUGCUGUACAGAAGGCUGAUGCACAGCUUUUCCACAACUGACCUUAGACCUGUGAUCUGCUCUCUGUGGUGGUCAGAUGUCCAGUCGGCUUUGUGGAGAGGCAAUUUUAUGAAGACAGUGCCAUGUAGCCUGGGUGAGAGGAAAUCAAAAGUGUUUUCACGGAUGUAUUUCAUGGAUGCUGCUCUGUUCUAAGUAGAAAUGAAGAAAUGUACCAUCAGUAUGCUGUGGAUAUCUGUCCCAUGUAUGCUACCAAAUGUAUCUGUGCCUUAUUCUUUGAGGCCACCAGCCUCAGGACAUGACAUAAAGGUUUAUAGUUUGGAGGUGGUCAAGCUUUCCUCACAUUGGUCUCUGUACACCAGUUCCAGAGAGCACCUCAUGCAUCGCUGCACUGAGAAUAGGCACUGAGGUCGCAAGUCAUUAGCACAGCCUUGUGCUCCAGUCAAGAGCAAAUUCUGCUAUCCUUUCAAAUUUAACCCUACAUUACUGGUAUCCCCUUCUUGUAUUUUUUCUUUUUGAUAGUAGCAAUACACAGUCACUCAGUAAUUUAUUCACAAACUGUAUUAAGAACCUACUGUGUGCCAAGCACUUGCCAUAUGUCAGGGAUUGUAUAGGGAUGCCAGUAAUAGUUACUCCCUCAAAUUCACCUGGAGAAGAUGUAUGUGUAAAAUGUGACAGCACAGAGAGUUAUGCAGCGUGACAGUGGUUCGUGAAGGUGUCUGUAGGAUCAUGUAAGGUGGGUGGGGUAUCUCAUGCAGAGGAGAAAGAUUGGAAGGAUUCAGGAAAAGGGCACCUUGAACCAAGCCAGGGAUUACAGUUGUCAGGGUGUUUAUUUUCUCUUUUUUCAUCAAACCAAUGUGAUUGUUGAGGUGCUGAGAACUUGCGAGAUAACACUACUGUUAUGGUGUCUAGAUGACCCCUAUAGCCUCCUGUGGUCAUCGGGGGAGACUUUCAGAGGAGGCUGAAUCUAGUGUUUGCAACUGAUUCCUGGUCAGUGCUGGGAUUAUGGGUGUGAGUGCUACACCUGCCCUAGGGUGGGCAGCCUACAUACAACAUAAGGGUCUGAAAGAGUCUAGUCUCUUGUUACUCUUGAUGUCUUCCACCACCAUGAACUGUUGACCCCCUGCCAUGUGUCACCCUGUCUUGGAGCCAACCAAUUAUGAACUGAAACCUCUACAAACUAUGAGCUUUAUUGAAUAAACCCUUCCUCCUUUAAUUUUGGGUGUCAAGUCUUUUGUCUCAGCCAUGAAAGAAAAGUAAGACAAUGAUUAUAUAUUUACUGUAAAACUAUGUAUUUGGAGUGUUUUCCAUAUGACAGAACUUUCCUGGGUUUAGUAAAGUAUAGUAAACUUGACAGGAAUGGCUCCCAUGUACACAGGUCUUACAUUUUAAUGGGAAGGUACUAAUCAAUGAGAAAUCAUACCAGUGAGGUAAGGGAAGUGGAAGGGGACAAGAAUUAUCCUUUGGGGAGCAAGUAAGAAAAGGGUCUUUCUUAGCUCCAACAGUUGAGGAAAAGCUGAGCUCUAAAACAGGAAGGUGAGUUAGCGGAGAACACAGUGCUUGUCCCAAGUGGAAGGAGUGGUCCACUGUGAGCCUGUGUUAGGGUUCUGUGGAGAAAUAGAACCAGCAGGCCAAGGUAUAAACAUAUGAGAGAGAGUUGGCAGGGAAUUGGUUCACAUGAUAUUGGAGACCUACAAGUUCCCAUCUGCUAGAUGAAGGAACCUGGAAAAGUAGUGGUGUCAUCUAGUCCAACUUCAAAACUAAGAGUAGAAGGCUUUGGAGUAAGUUCCAUUGUCCAAGAGCAGAAGGAGUCAGCAGUUGCAGCUCAAGAAGAGAGAAUUUGCCCUUCUUCCAUGUAUUUUCUUGUAUACUGGCUCUCAUUGGAUUGAAUGAUGCCCUUCUGCACAGGUAGAUUCUCUUUACUCAGCCUGAUAACUGAAAUGCUCAUCUCUCCUGGAGACACCUGGGCACAUAUACAGGGAAUGUCGUAGCUGUUAACUGGGCAUCCCUUGGCCUAGUCAGGUUGGCACCUAUGCCACCACAGAGGCCGAGGUUGAAGGGGAUGUUUCAUGCAUUCCAGAACUGUGAAGAAGACUACUACAGUUAGAAGCUCAGGAGUGAGUCAGGAAGGAGGAGAGAUCACAGAAAGUGAAGCUGGAAAGGUAGAGAAGGAGCCAUGUGAUAAAGUGAAGGCUAUGGGAAACUACUAAGGGGUUCUGAACCCAACUGGCCCAGUGAGAUUUACAUAACACAGUAUGGGAGGAUGCACAAAGAAGGGAGACAGGAGGCCCAGCGUCUGGUUGGGAGGCCCAGCAUCUGGUUAGGAGGCCAUGGCAUGCGUCUGUGCCAGAGAUUGUGGGAGCCCGGGUGAAGGUAGCAGCAAAUGAGGAAGAAGAGAACUCAGCUCAGGGGACCAAGCAGCCCGUGGUGACAGAUUGGGAAACAGCACAAACACGCCUUGAAAAUAUCAUCCUCGUUCCUCUUGUGUAUUCUCCUCCCCCAGAAGGACGCACAGCAAUUCUUUGAAAUGCAGAUACCCAGGCUUUACCCAAACCUGCUGAAUUAGACUCUCAGGCACAGGCAGCAUUACCACCAAUGAGUCCUAAGCACAAGAAUGCUUGAGGCGACUGCCUGGCCCUAUACCGAUGAGAGCACGUAGACAUCCUGGGGCACAUCGUUCAUCCUUUAAUGCUAUCCCAUGAUGACAUCCUCGGGCCGUCAUGAGAUUGCUUCUCAUAUCCAGCUGAAUUCAGCGGUGGGCAUAAGCCCUUUGGGGUAUACAAAGAUACCCCACCCCAAAAGCCCAAACCAGCGUAGAGCCAUCUAACAUUGAACAUAGCAGGAUAUGUCCCCAAGAUCUAAGAAAACCCCUGAGGGAUAAUUUGAAAUCUCACCUCGUAUUUCCCCAGAAAAAGCUGAGACAAGUUCUUUUGAGAAGCCCCAUAGGAUACUAAGUACCAUAAGUACUUUCUGCAGAGGUGCCACCAUCACCUGGGCUACAAGGACAGAGUUGUCAGGGUAAUGCAUUACUCGAGCGAAUAUAGAUGUGGAGAAGGACAGAAAGAAAGAUGAUUGCUUUAGAUUUGUGAAGAACAGUGUGAAUGUUCAUAUUUGAAACCAUUGAAGUCUCUCAACGCUUAAUUAGAUAUGGUUCUUUAUUCUUGUACAAUUCCACAGAUCAUCACAUCUCUAGUUUAUCACCAGAUUGGUAGAGCUAAUACUGAUGGUGCAUGUGUUUACACGUUUGACAGUUUGAAUUCUAUAUUUAGCCCUCCCAACAAUUUUGCAAAAUAAGUGUCAUUGAACCCCAUUCUAUAGGUAAUCUGGACAGUGCUUGUCCAGGGUUACACAGCUAAAAAAGAAAAUUAUGUUAGGGUUCUCCAGAGAAAUAGAGUGUGUAUGAUGCACACCACAGAGAGAGAAAGACAGAGACAGAGACGCAGAGAGAGACAGACAGACGAACAGGGAUUUGUCAGUUGUUAAAAAAUCAUCUCACACAAAAUAUACAGCAGGGAAGCUGGAAACUCUGGGAAACCAAGGAUGUAAUUCCAUUUCAAGUUCAAAGGCUCAGGAUAGCAGAGGGUGUAAGUUCAAACCAAGAGCUGGCAGGUUCGAACCCCAGGAUGUGUGCGUUUGGGUCAGUACAGAUCCAAAGGCAGGAAAAAGCCUGUGUCCCAGGACCAGGCAGACCAGGAAGAGUUGCCUCUGGCUUCUGGGCAGGUCAGCACACCAGAUGGAGCCCACCCACACGGGGUGGGGUCUUCUGUUUUGUUCUUCCUGAAAGACAGAUGUUAAGUUCAUUACUUAAACCCCCUCACAGCUAUACCUGCAGUAAUGUUAGACCAAAUAUCUGGGCGCUCACGCCCAGUCAAGUUAACACAUAAAAUCCAACAGCAGUGGAUAAGAUGACUUGUUAUCUCUAAAUUAAUUCUCAGAUCUACCCUAAAGUACCCCACUCUGAAGUAUCUCUUGUUUCAGAGAUACGGGUUUUUCUUUUACAAAUAAAGUAUUAGUUGUGAUUCACUUUUAAAAAUUAAUACUUGAGCCUAUUCAAAUAAAAAAUGUCUUUUAACAGCUUAUUUAUUACUUACAUAAUUGUCACUCUUCACCUUCCAUUUUCUAUUAUUUUAGCUGCUAGGAAUGGUUGGCAUAUAGAUUUUUUUUUUUUUUUUUUUUAGCAUAUAGAUUUUUUUCCUGCAUCCCAGAGGUUUGGGGGAUAGUAAGAAAUCAGAUUUGUGUAACUCACAACGUGACCUCAUGAUGAAACACAGAAGCCACCCUCAAAUUUCAUGAUGCCCCUGAUAUCCUGAAUAAUCUUAGUCUUGUUAGAUCAAUGACAUGAAAUUUUUGCUGGCUGCCAUUUUAAUUGAUUUAAUGAAAUUGAUCCAGCAUAAAUGAGAGCACUGAAAAUUGUUAACAGUGACCUUAAGGGUUUCAAGCGUCUGCUGUGUAAGAGGUGAUGUGGCUUUGGUUUAUAUGCUUGAAAACCCUUUUCCAGCUGUGUUAGAGGAACAAAAAUGGAUAUUAUCACUAUAAACUGUCUGGGUAGUACAUGGAGGGGCUGAAAGUGUUUGAGAAGUGUUUGAGUGUUCUUCUCAGCUCAGCUCAGCUCAUGUUGCUGAUGCUGUGAUUCAUGAAUACUGUAAACUGCGUAAAUGGGCAUUUAUCCUUCUAAGAAUCAGCAAAUAUGAUUUUCCUUCUGUCGUUGAUGUCCCUAAAAUUCAUACCACAUCAUGCCACACUACAGAAAGGAUAAAGAAGUGAAAUGAUCUUAUAAAUUUGGUUGACUUAAAAUUGUUUUGUAUUUUUUCAAAAAUUAAUCCUAUCCUGAGACUUGGAUAAUUAUUUUCCUACACAAAGAGUUUUACUCUUAAUACUCUGGAUUUGACUUGUAUUAAAGCACAAGUAAAUAGUGUUUGGAUUGUCUUCUCCUUUUGAAAGUUUAAAUGUUGAUCUUUCAUUCUUUCUUUCUUCCUUUUCUCCCUGGCUUCUCUUCCCUUCUCUCCUGAGCCCCUCUUUCCGAAUGUGCUCUUUUGCUGAAGAAUCUCUCAGCCCGGGGAAGAGCUAUUAGAAAUUUAUUAAUUAAGAACCAGUUUCUGCUCCUUUGUCAGGGGUAAUCAUUUGUUUUAGAGCUGAUUCUCUGCCUUAAUUAAAUGAAAAUGUCAGUCCAUCAAAUGAAUUCAUUUAUAUUUAUUUAUCUAGUUCUCCAGGCUUGAAUUUCUUAGUAGGGACUUAAGCUCAUCACAUUUGCUCACAGAAUGAACUGAAAAAAAUGUGUCUUACAUCAGUUUAAAAGACUCAGAAGUGAUUACAAUGCCUGGAGGAAGCACUGCAUAAACAGAGCUGUGACUCACAAAUGUGUGAAUGGUUUUUUCAUGGAGCUGUUACCUGGUUAUAUCUUGGUUACUUUUCUUUCAUUGCUGGAGCAAGAUACCCAGCACCCAAAAUGAAGGAAAGAAAGGUUUAUUUAGCUCACUGUUUGUGGAGGUUUCAGGCCAUAGUCAGGUGCCUUCAGGGCAGGUGGUGUGGCACUGGGACAACAGUUCAAGGCAGCAGCAAGAGCAAAAGAGGGGAACAAGCCUGUUCUCUCUUAUGUUAUACACAGGCCUACCUCAACCCUCCAGGUGGGGUGCAGCACUCACAAAAUCUCUGUGCCCUCUUCUGGCCCAGGAUGAGGAUAUUUACAAAGUAAGGAUCCUUGUUCUCUGCUGAGUCUCUAAGUUAAACUUCUCAAAUUGACACAAUGUAUUAACAGUAACAGGCUGUAUAUAAGGUAUAUAUUUGGGUGUUUUUAUGCACACAUGUGUCUGUGUGUACUAGAGCAGGAAAGUGAACAAUUCCCUUCACAAUGAUCUAUUUGAACUUAAAGGGUCAAAGGUAAUAUGUUAACUACCUGUAUGUUUGUAUUUGCUUUUUCUAAAUGCUAAUUGAUGGCACAAGGUUUAAAUUUUACCCAGUUGUCAUGGUUUCUAUCUAGAAGUUCCCCUAAAGCUUCAUACACUCCUAGGUGGGGUUUUGGGGGACUGGAUCAUGGGUAUGUGCUACUGGAUCAUGGGUGUAGGGUAAUGGAUUACAGUUCACUGAUUGAUUUAGCAGAGUUUUGAGUACAGAUAAUGAACUAAUAAGAGAAAAGAGCUAACUGAGGAAUGGGUGACCCCAACCACUAGGCCGAUAAGCUGGAUGGAAUAACAAAAGAGGAAGGCUCUGUUGCUUCCUGCCUGCCGUGUCAUGAACUGUUCCCCCUCUGCCCUGCCAUCCUGCCUUGGAGCCAGCUGACUAUGGACUGAAGCCUCUACAAACUGUGAGCUAAAUAAACUUUGCCUCUUUUAACUUGUGGGCACCAGCUAUUUUGUUCCAGUAACAAGAAAGUAAGAUACUAUUUUCCCCACCAGUUUUAAAGAAUUAUUUAUCAUGGAUAAUCUGUACACCUACCAUUGUAAUAAGUGCUUUAACAGGUUAAAAUGAAGUUUACAUUUCUUCAUUCAACAGCUGUUCCUGAGUACCCACUGUGUGUCUGGUGAAGUAUUGGUAAUCAGUCAGUCAUGAAUAAUGCCUUCUGAAUCGAUGCCGUAUGGAACAAUGUAUUAACAAGUGUCCAUGCUACAUCUGGUAUAGAGUAGGUACAUAACAAGCGGAAUGAGAAAUUACUGCAUUACGGCAUUAGUCACCUGAGAUCCUCACAGGGAAAUGGACAGGCAUAAGGAUCAUACACUGGGAACUGGCCAAGCCAGAGAGGUGUCCAGGAGAAAAGGAACACUGGAACCAAGGUAUCUGUGACAGCAAAUAUAAAAAUCAGGAAGUGGUUAGUGUGAGGCAGGGGUGGGGAGCUGUGCCAAAGCUAGAUUUCCGCAACUGUUAGUUGUCGUUGAAGACAUGCCACAAUCCUGGACACCCGAGGCCGAGCCUCAAGUAGAAGGGUGACCUGAUUAGGUUUUAUUUUGAGAUGAUAGCUCUUGAUUGCUCUAUCAGGAAUAUAGAAUAGACUGGGGAGAGGAAGCUCAUAUUGUUUUUCUGUGCCAACCUUCACAAAUCAUCACAAAUGUGUUGCCUUACGGUUCUAGAGGUCAUAAUUCUGAAAUGAGUUUCCUUGAGCCACACUCAAGAUAUUAAGAAAGCAGUGUUGGCUCAGGGAGCUCAAGAGAGAAUCUGUGUCAUUGCUGACCCCAGGGAGAGUGUGGUGGCUGGUGGUGGCCUUCAUCCUCCAUCUUCUAAGUUUCUGGUACCAAAUUCUGUCUUGCUUACUUUUCUCUUGUUUCUGAGACAGAAUAUCCACUGUUCAAAAUUAAGGAAGGAAAGGUUUAUUUAGCUCACAGUUUACAGAGGGUUUGGUCCAUAAUCAUCUGGCUCCUAGGCAGGAUGGCAUAGCACAGGGGCAACACUUCAAGGCAGCAGAAGACAGAAAAAUCAACAGGAGCACAGAGGGGAGAGCAAGCCUCUUUUCCUCCGGUAUAGUGUAUGCAGACUACCUGCCCUAGGGUGGGUCCUUUACACCUGCACCAUCUCUGUGCCUCCUCUUGCACAGGCUCACGAUGUUUAUAAAGUCAGAGCCCUGGCCCCUGCUGAAUCACUUAGUUAAACUUCCAGACUUCGCCAGUUGACACAGUGGACCAACCAUUACAGCAGUUCAUGGCAGUAUUAUUGUUAAGGUAGAAAUAACCCAAGUGCCUAUUCACUGAUGAAUGCAUAAACAGAAGCAGAGUGUAGCAGAAUAUUUACUAAGCCAUUACAAGGAGUGAAAUACAAGUACCCCUACCACAUGAGCAAACCUUGAAACUCCUAUGCUGAAUAAAACAAGCUGGUGACAGAAGACCAUGCGAUAUAUCAUUCCAUUUGUACAAACCAGCAAAUCCAUAGAGACAGAAGAGUAGAUCAGUGGUUGGCUGGGUUUGGGAGGUAGAGGGUUUGCCUAUGGGAUGACAGAAAUGUUUUCUGGAUAAUGGUGAUGAUUGUGUGACCUUGUGAGCAUACAAAAACCCAUUGAAGUGUAUACUUCAAAAUUAUUAAAAUGGUGACUUUUACCUCAGUUAGGAAGUAUAAGGCAAAAUCUGUGAAAUUUUAAAAGCUUGGUCACUGUGGUCAGCUCUGCAUAUUCUGUCUGCAUAAUAAAUAUGCCCUGUCCAGGGUCCCACCUGGAGGGUGGGCAGAGUUUAUGCUUAUGUGUGAUUCUGUCCAUGCACAAGGUCAUGCUGUAAGGCAAAGAGGAAGUGAUUUUGAAUGUAUGAUGAGGGUCCCAGCCAUUUGAUUUUGGUUAAUGAAAGGGGUGAUCAUCCUGGGUGGACCUGAUGGAAUGAGAUCCCUUAAAAGAAGGACUCGGUCCUCCCUUACGUUAGAGAUCUCCCUGGCUUUGAAGAAGUAGCUGACCAUGUCUCAAGAAGGCUGCUUGGAGCUGCCGGCUGUCUCGCGAAUGUGAGAGCUGCCUUCCGCCAACAGCCAGCAAGGAAACAGGGUCCCUCCUCCUGCAGACGCCAGGAGCUGGAUGGAGCUGGUAGCAACUUGAAUGAGCUCACAGGCGAGCUUUCCUCAUUGAGGCUGCGUGUGUGACUACCGCUGACCACACUGGAACUGCAGCUGAUGAGGAAGAGGACACAGGUCGGCACGGCAGAAUAUUGAUGUCUCACAGACACUGUGCGAUCACACACAUGCGCUGUGAUACGCUGCUAAGUGCUUAGUGACUGCCUGCCCGCCCAGCCUGGAAAUGAGUGCACGCUCUUCCUCCUUCACAUCGCUGUUCUUUAUGCUGUACCACAGCGUGCCUUUGAGUUCACAUGUGUGUGUGUGUGUGUGUGUGUGUGUGUGUGUGUGUGUGUGUGUGAUGUCUGUGUGUCUCCUUCAGUGAUCUGCAGAUAAAAGUGGGCUGAAAGGGCUAGAAAGUUGAGCUUGCAAUGGCUUAAGAAGUUGUUUCAUAAAACGGGCACAACUUGAAUCGUUCACUAAAGCUUCCUUUUGUCUUCUUCCGGGUAUAAUGAGAGCUGGGAUUGUGAUGGCCUGGCAACCUCGAUUGUGAAAGGCAUCAUGCUGGCAGUCAUUGGUCCCUUGGGUCAGUCUAGCAUCGGGGUCAGGAACUGCCAGAACUUUUUCCUCUGCAUCCUUAAAAUAGCUUCUGGUAGAUACUAAGAACUGUGACAGUAAAGAUAAUUGAAAUAAUUAUUGCUGAGACUCCAGGAGACCCAUUCUGUUCAAGCCCUGGGCUGAGAAAGAGUUGACUUCUGUGUCUCUCAAUAUGACACUGAGGUCAUAGUCUCUGCUGGAAAUCUCACUCCCCUGGUGGAGAAGAUAAGGUGGCCGGUAUCUCUGGAGCUGACCAGAAGAAUGGCUUUCACCUGGGAAGUGCAUCGCAGACCUUACUGGGAAAUUCAUUUAGUAUUCAGUUGAAUAAACAGUAAUGCAUUACUUGUUAUGUUCUAGGUAUGUACUCAGCCAAGGUAGCCCCUGCCUUCCACCAUCCUUUAGCCCAGAGUAUUCUAAAACUUUAGUCGCUUGAUUUCUCUGCUCUUACUAGAAUUGCUCCAUAGACCCUUAGUCCAGAAGGCUGGGUGAGUAACAGCAUUAGCAAUAAUCACAAUCAUUAACUAUAUGGUUAUUAUGCAUCCACACUGGUCUAAGCACUGUCAUUUGAUCCUUAUAAAACUGUAAGAUAGGACCUACUAUUACCUUUAUUUUUCAGAUCAAGAAAUUGGGGCACAGAGAAGUUGGGAGAUUUGAAAAAUGUCACAUGGUUUUAGAAGUGAUUAAGGGUUCUAUCCCAGUCACUCUCCAAGAGUCUGAUGCUUGUCACGUUCAUUGCUAUAACUCUGGAUACCCUAACCAUAAUAUUUCACCACUGCUUUUUGCUAGAUGCUAAAGUUAUACCAGGGAAGACAGAAUAAAUAGUCCCUGUCCUAGCUGGCUUUAGAAUCAGGUGGGAAAAGAUACUGGUUUUCUAGGGCCACUGCAAGGAAAUGCCAUGGGCAGCUUAAACAACAGAAAUUUAUUUUCUCAUUCUUUGAAGGCUGCUGGUCCUACAUCAACAUGUUGACAGAGUCGAUUCCUUCUGAUGCCUCUCUCCUUGGUGGCCUGUCGGUGGCUGACUUUGCCCUGGUUUUGCUGUGAUUCUCCCUCUGUAUAUGUAGUCCUGUCCACUCAUCUAAUGAGCACAGAGUUGUACUGGGAUGGCAUCCCUUCUGGUGUGCUCAUUUUGCUUAAUUUCCCCAUGAAACACUAAAUAUCAUUGUAUUGUAAGGUACUUUUGGUUAAGCCUUCAACAUAUGAAUUUUUGAUAAGAAAUAAAUCAGUCCAUAACAGAGAUAGUUGCUAAGAAAGAAAAAGAAAAAUUACACACACACACACACACACUCUCUCUCUCUCUCUCUCUCUCUCUCUUUCUCUCUCUCUCUCUCUCUCUCUCUCAUCGGUGGUGGUGACCCUAUGGCAUGUGUGCCCCAGCAGGCUGUCUGUAUCACUGAAAGUGCUAACAGAUUCACCAUCGCUGAUUUAGAGGCUCCUUGACUCACAUUGCAGUUAGGCACCAGUAGAGCCAUGAUAAGUUGAAAACAUUGUAAGUCAAAAAUGCUUUUGUUCCACCUAACUUAAUGAGUAUCAUGGAGCAGCAGAUCUUUAUACUGUAUCAGCCUCGUGGAGACAUGACUGACCAGCAACUGUGGUUCCUUGCAGCUACCCAACAUCAGAAGGAAAUAGGAUAACAUAGACCUAAAAUAACAAUGUGAAGUAUAUUCAAAGCAAAACAUGAAAAGACAUCAUUGGUUGGGGACCAUUUCUGUGUCUAUGUCUGUGUCUGUGUGUCUCUGUCUCUGUCUCUCUAUCUGUCUCUCUGGGGUGCUGGGUUGUUUACCAGUGGGGCUGGAUGCUAAGAGAUGUGUCAUUAGCUGACUUGGGAGCUGUGUGAACCUCCCAGAGCAGUAGUGGCAAAUCUGUGGCACAGGUGCUGCAGCAGGCUGUUCAUGUCAUUGAAAGCUCUUGGGUUGGGCAUCGCUGUCAUAGAGCGUAUUUGCGCAAACUAAGAUGGCGGCCUCACGGGGUGACACAGCCAUAUGGGCCCACCUCUGCAUGGCCUGUCAUUGACUGAGAUGGCACCGUGAAGCACGUGACUGUGUGUACGUGAUUUGACCUCAUAACCUGCAUCAGUUGACUGUGGCUACAUUUUUUAAAAACUUGUUUGUAUCUGUAACAGUGUUUUUCUUAUUUCCAUCCUCUGACACAGUCAUACUCUCAAUUUUCAAGUUUGUACCGUCUGGAACAUCUCGCCAGCUGGCACUUUUUCUUAAUAUUCUGAGCUAUAUGUGCUCCCAGGUGAAUUUAUUCUGCUUUGGUCUCUACACCAUUUAUUUUUUUCAAGUAGCACCUAGUUUGACUCACAAUGACAGAAAGAAAAAGCAUACGAGGGAUAGCUAAGCAAAACAAAAUUACAUAGUUAUAAAUGUUAGAAUUGAGGUUUUAUACAAACUCAGAUUUUUUAGAUAACAACUAAAGAAGGCCAAGAUACAGAUAAAUAGACUAGUGAAAAUUAUCUGGACCUAAUGAAAAGUCAGUAUAAAUUAUCACGACUGUCUGAAGCCAGAUAGAUUUUUUUGUUUAAGUCUGUGGUAAGGGACCCGGGAGAUGUUGCAGCACCUGAGACAGCUUUCACCCAUGUCCAGCACAGGGAGCUGGCACCAUAGGAGCUGUGAUGUCCUGUCCAGCAGCAGCCUCCUUGAUAGCACAUCCCUUCCCAAAACCCUUCCUGCAGGAACCAAGGUGCACAUGUAGACUGCUAAAUGUUCAAAGCUGCGCAGCAAAAAUGUGCAAUGUGGGCCUUGGAUUUAGCUCAGUCGUGUAAGCACCUGCCUGGCAAGCGCAGGGUCCUGAGUUCGAUCCCCAGUACAACCAAAAAAAGAAAAAAAAUGUGAAAUGUAAAGAAGGGUUCUGGCUUAGACUGGGGAGUUAGUUACUCAUGACCUGCAGUAAAUUUUAAACAGAAAAAAUAAGCAUCAGCCUGCUGAGGAACAGGGAAAGGCAAGGGAAGGGAGGGAAGCAUGCACCAACUACAAGGUACAGAGCUCAGCAUUUUGUAGCAGCUGAGCAAAGGCCCUGUGGCCAGGACAUAGGAAUAGGCCAAGUUCCACCGAGCCUCACAACUUCAUGAAGGACUUGGAAUUGCAUCUCAGGAAGUACAGUGGGGCCUGUUAGAGGAUCUUUGAAUUAAUUUUAUUUUAUUUUAAUUAAUAAGUAAUUAUUGUGUGUAUUUAGGGAGUUAUGAUCCAUGCAUGCAUUGUACAAAAUGAAAUCAAGAUAACUAGUUUCCUUGUGUGAGAACAUAUGGAUUCUAUUCUAACAGCAGCUUUGAAAUUUACGUUAUUACUAACUAGUUCCUAUGCUGUGUAGUGGGUCACUAAGUCUUGCUCCUCCUGCCUAGCUGGAUGUUCAUACCCACUAACUAACAUCUGCCUUUUUUAUUUUAAGCAAGAAGGGAGAGGGGUCUCGUUUACAUGUUAAAAGAUUGUGUUGACCACUGUGUGUAGAAUGAAUUAGUUAAAUAUAGACUCGAACCAAGGACCAGUAGAUUGUCCAGUUUUGCAGAAAUCCAGGUGAGAACAGGUCAUGAUUAGCACUGUAGUAGUGGCCCUCACCUGACCCGGGAUGGGUCUGUUUACAAUUAGUCAAAAACACAUGGAAACGGAUCCAACGUGGAGGAAGAAGGAGACUCCAAAGUGAGUCCAGGGCCUGUCCUGAGACACACGACGCUGGAGGAACCUACAACCAGGAGGAUGAGGCAGAGGGUUGACCUGGAAAGGAGGUCAGUUGUGGGUUGGCAUGCUCGAGCAAGAUGCCGGCGUGUGGAGCUCCAGGAAGGAGUCUGCACUGAAAACAGAAAUUGGAGCCAGCAGAGUGGAGGUGUCAGUACGCUGUAGGAGUGGUGCAGACUCAGCCAUCCAGCAUUCCGGGGCCUUACAUCAGAUUCUGUUUUAUGUAAAAUAAGAGAACCAGAGGUGCAGACUCCGAGGGUCCUCGUUCACUGAGACUCAGGUUAGCCAGUGUACUGAGACACCAGUGUGAGUCUCUUCUGCUGAAACUGCAUUCAGAUGAGUAUCUAAAGAGGCCUGAGAGAGUCAAGAACACGUGCUGUGUAAGAGACCUCAGAACGACAUGGAGGAACCCAGCACUGCUUUUGCCAACUUUGAGCCAGCCUACCAGAGUGCCUCAGAAGAUGAGUCCAGCCAUCUGUGUAAGUUCUCAUCCAAACUCUGUCCUCUCCUACCUGUCUAAUCAUAGGUAAAUGGAGCAUCCUCACAGACAAUAAGCUCUCUCUGCUAAGAAAUGCAAACAAAAAUAGCUAGCUCACCCAAUUGCUGUGAGGAUUAAAAGAGAUAUUUUUUGCAAAGUGAUUAUUAGCACGGAUCUCAAUAAGUGCUAGAUAAUAAGUGGAUCUGCCUCUAAGAACAUACUCUUCCCAGAGAUUAUUGUAAGGAUGAAACAUACAUUUAACAAGUCUGUUCCCGUGAAUCACGCCCUGGGUUUUGGUUAAAAUUCUGCUGUCGUCCCAAGCCAAUGAAAUGAGAGGAGACAGAGUGGUACAUAUGGCUUUAUCACUUCCAAUAAAUUGCUCAGAUACAGGUCAGUUUCUUUGCCAACCAGCAUCACUAUCAAAGGGGUACCAGUAUCGAAAGACAGCUUUUCAUGGCGAACAAUUCCCAGGGGCAGCACAGAAGCAUCUGUUUGCACCCUAUGCAUUUGGGCCUUUUCAGUGAUUUCAUUUGAUCAGAACGUGUAGCUAGUUGCAAAGUUCCAAGUCUCAGAUGAGUUCUGCCUAAGGACACAAGGCAGACAUUUUGCAGGAGACAGGGUCCUCACAGUGUUGCUGUGGAUCCAGGAGCAUCUCCGUCCUCCCUCCCUCCAAGCCGCUCCAUCUGUGCCCUCGCUACUGUUACUCAGGGCACCUCCUGUUUGGGUGUUCUGCUGAGAAAUGCCCGUGGUCAUUACCCAAAUCUUUUUCUACUAAGUAUCUCCUACGUGACCGGCACUGUUUUGGUUCAAAAUGGAGAAAGCAAAAUACUUUUUCCUGUUUUUUUUUUUUUUUAAUUCUUCAAAUAUGAUGUAACUGGAGAACAAAACCAGAAUAUUUAUGAUUUAACACGCAUUUAAGCACUUUCUUUCCCUCUCAUUUCCAUAAUAUCUGUCGUACAUUUUGAAUCUCCUUAUGCUUUCUUUUUUUUUUUUUUUUUUUUAAUACUUGGGAGAAAUAUGCUGUGUCAUACAGAAUUCAGUGCUCUUAGAACAUCUGUCCAAUAGAACAUUUUUGAAAUUAAGGGAAUGUUUUAGAUGUACUCUGUUUAAUUCGGUAUUCACUGGCUGCUUAUAACUAUGAAGUACUCGAAAUGUGCUUAAAGUGAAUGAGGAACUGGGUUUGUUAUUUAACUUUAAUUAAUUUAAAUUUAAACAAGAGGCUACCAGCUAUUGUACUGAACAGCACAGAUCUGCCUCCCUGAAAGAGAUGAUUGUGGAGUCCAAGAAUUCAGGAAAGAAGUAGAAAUUCUGCCCGAGCUUAGAAAUAUGGAGGAACCUGAAGGACACUGAGGUAAAGACAGGAGGAGCCAAGGCUGAGAGGGAGGGAAGUGUGUGGUUUAUGAAAGUCACAGAGGGAAAGGAAUUCAGAGAAAUAGGAAACUGUGAGAAAUUAUUCAGAAAGGAAUUUCUAGCAUCUAGACCAUCUUUUGGUUCCACAAACUCGCUAUGAAUGUUUUACCCCCAUCAAGCCUCCUGUUACUUGGCAAAGGGGUUGCACAGUCGUGAUGUUUCUGUGAUUUUAUAAACCAGUGAUUUCCGUGGAGUUGUACCAUACAACAUGGAAGCUGUUCCUUGUAAUGUUCAAUAGCAACUCUAUGGGAAUUGAAGCGAAUUCAAAGAAGCAAUUCCUUAGCGGAGGUGGAAGGAAUGUGCAGGCCUGUAUAGGCAUGGAGGGGCUGGAGAGAGAUGGGGGGAAGAGGGAAACCCUUUUAUAAGAGUUCUAAAAACUAGUAACUUAUUUUGGGCUGCUGUAAUGGAACACCGUAGAUUCGCUGGCUUACCAGCCAACCAGAGUGUUUUCUCACAGUUCUGGAGGGUUAGAAUCCGAGAGCAGAGCACCAGCAGAGCUGAUUCCCAGGAAGUACUCAAUUCCUGGUUUUCAGGCAGCUGACUUCCUGCUUCUAUGAAGCCACUCAACCCACUGCGAGUUUUCCACCCUCUUGACCUGUGACCUCCUGAAGCCCAAAUACUAAUACAUUGGUGAUUAGGGUUUCAAUAUGCAGGUUUUUCAGGAACACAGUCAUUAAUUUCAUAGAAAAUAAUAAAAUGAAAACUGUUUAAAUAUCUAAUUUUUUGGCUAAAUUAUAACAAAAUCAUGCAAUGGGAUGUGAUAUAGCAUUGAAAUUACAUGAAAUAAUAGAAAAUCUUCAGUAGAUAUUAAGAGAAAACAGUAUGACAACAUCAUACACAGGAAGAUCAAUGUAUUAUUUUAAAUAGUAAUAUUUAGAAAAAUGGAAGUGUGCAUUAUUCUAACACAAUACUGAGAAAAUACAGUAGGAUCGUGAUAGAAUCUCUGCAUGAGGCUUUAAGGGUGAUUUUUUAGUUUCUUAGUAUUCAUCUGAACUUUUUAGAUUUUCUAAAGCAGCAUAAUGAAUGCAUUUUUAUAAUCUGGAGCAUGGUUUCUGUUGUUUUGUUGUCUUAUCUGCAGAGGUAUAUUCAGAAAGGCAAAUAGGUGACCGAAUUCUUUCUCAUCUGCCACUCACCAGCUUUCCAGUCAAAGUCUCAUUGUGUACCCAUUUCAGCCAUGAGCAGGCACCAGAGCACCAUCUCCUAGUGCAUUAGACAUGGGAUAAGUCAAUAAAACACUCUUCUUUUAAAAUAUUCCACUGAGAACCCUGAGGCCCUGGAGAAUGGCCUGAUUCCCUAUUGAUCUUUUUAUUGCCUCAAUUAUUUCCUCAAUCACACUUAGUUAAUUUAGAUCCCCACCAACCACCUCCCCCACUGUCUGUUCCAUUUGGUCUCUGUUAAAUAUGAAUCUUUGGUGGCACUUCCAUUACUAAAUUGACAGUUGCAUAAUGCUUUAUUGGCAUCUGUAAGAAUGGAGCAUAUUUCUUAGGAACCAUGGAGAUGAUAAUCAUUUUUUUUUCUGAGCCAGCUAAGCAUAGCCAGUGUUUUGUGCUCUUGUAAUCUUAAUCUUAAAAACAGCAAUCCAUCUGUUUCACUGUUUCAUUCUUUCCUAAUAGAAGAACAUUUCCCCCACUGUCUCACUGAUCUACAGUCAUCCGAGCCCAAUGGACUCUUGUAAACGGAAUUAACUCCAGUGAUUUGAUGACUUUUCAUAUUAGUUAUCGUUUCAAUAUAGCUACUCACUCUACUAGGCUUGCUUUUCUAACCCCCAGCUGCAACCCAAUUACUGGUUCUUGGAUGACUGCAUCAGCAGCAUUACUGCAGUGCUUGCUUGUAGUAGAUAUUAAUAAUAAUAAGCAGUUUGUAAGUGUUCAUGGUGUUAAAUGCAUAUAAGGAUUACUGUUGAUAAGCCUAAUUGUGAUCAUCGUCUUGCCACUGGCUAAGUUUGGAUUCUGGUGGUUGCAACUCACAGAAGCUUCAGUAAAGCAAUGAGGCUUGGUCAGAUAGUCCCAGACACAUACAGGAGGAUCUCUGAAAUACUCAGGGACAAGACAGCAGCAUGAAGAAUUAAAACCAAACUGUAAAACCAGCCCGGCUAGUCUGAUUUCUCUCGUUUCUGCUUUUCACUCGUGUUUCUUUUUCUUUCUUUAAAUAUGAUUCUGUGCCCCCUACCUCCGGGGCUCACUUUACAGAAAAACAAAUGACUUUCCUACUCCUUGCAGGUUUUCAUGGCCAUCACUAGAACCUUAGCACUCACAAGUACUCCCUUAACCUCUCAACUUCCUGUUCCCAAUUGUGUUUUGCUCUCCCAUCUCAAUUGCAUAUUCCUGGGUGUCUGAUUGGUCCAUCUUUAUCCAAUCAGCAGCAGUCAGAGACAGGGCCAGACUGUGUCUCCCUCACCUUCUGGAAACAACCGCUGUACCCUGUGAACAGAUACGAUACGUUAGAAGGUGCUGACCGUAGUUAUGCAGUUGAUGCUUUUGUUAUAGUUAAUAAAGUACAGAGAUAUGUUUGCUAAAUUCACCAUCUCUUUUGAAUUACUAUUUAAAGGAAAAUCAUAUAGUGCCUACACAGGUGGAGCCAUGAAAAAAAUGCAUUUUUAAUGUUUAUGUCCCCCAUGGCAAGAAAGAACAAUUUUUGUGUCCCUAAGAGGUUGUCACAGAAAUAGGCCAGGGAGAGAAUGGGGUGUGAUCAAAGGAUAUGAAGUAACACAUCAGAAGUAGGAAGAAAAGAACUAGUAAUGACACCAAACAGAAGUAAAAUAGUGAUGCAUUAGGUCUAAAAGGUGGUCAGGUUUCCUGCUGUGAAUGUGUCUGUGUAGAUUCCACAGUUAUUAAGAAUCUAUGCUGUGUUCCAGACACUGUUCUGUACAUAUUUUAUAAUGCUUGAAUCCUGGAAAUAAAGUCUAUUUUGAGGCAGCCAGAAUACAACAAGCCUUUGCAAGUGGGUCAUACUACAUUGGAUGCCCAAACAAAGGCAUAUGUGUAUUUACACAUCUAGUAGAUAUUUGUUAGACACUUGCUAAGCUGCAAGGAAACCCUCGACCCUGCAGUUACCAGACAGACCUUUGACUGAAUCUCUGUGUUGAUUAAGAUCUGGAGUGGUAUGUACUUAAUACACCUCUGGAAUACCUCUUUGUGUUCUUUAGUUUGUUUAAUUUUCAAAGCAUAGAAAAUUCAAGUAGGUUCAUCUCUGAUUCCCAUUUUGUAAAGAGACAAGCAAGACUUGGAGAGUCUAGGUCAAGGCCAUCGUCAAGGCCACACAGUCAGGGAUUGAUUGGAGGAGCAAGAGUUUGAUCCAAGGUCUGUCUGACCACAGAUCCUUAGGUUUUCUUUCUUUCACGUUUGAGCUGUGAGUUGUUCAGUCUGCUGUAUUCAUUUCCUGGAGCAUUAUGUGAAGUGCAGCCCCGAGCUCUUCUGCAGGUUAAUGGUGACAAAGACCUGAGAAUGGUUAAACCACAGUGUGGUUAGUACAGUACUUGUGGCAGUUUGCAAAGAGGCUCCAUCCCUUGCAGCUGUGGGGCAGGGAGCGAGUUCUUCCUCCGCUGGGCCUCACUGACCUCCUCAGGACAGAGAAAGGAGCAAACAGACUUGCCUUCUAGGAACUUCUGGGGAGCAAGAGAGAUGAUACAUGUAAAAGUGCCAGGAUGGUGGCCAGAACAUCACACCCUGUGCUCUGAGGAAUAUUUUUCACACCAGCUGUACACGCUCUGGAAAAUCCCCCACUGUCCCUGGUCUUCCACAUGACAACAUGACACUGCUGACUCUUCAGAUAUCUCAGUGAAGAAUUGUUCAGGUGUCUAGAAUGUUCCUCGACUAGAGAUAGCUGAGAACGGAUACAGAAAAAGUGUUAAGAUGUAUUAAAAAUUGGCUUUUUUUUUCCUGGUGGCAGUUUGUCAUUUUUCAAUUUGGCAUCAUUCCUUGUUCUUCUCUCAAACACGUAGAUCUGUAUGCAGCUUGAUUCAGCGGGGAUUUUCUUGGGAGGUGCGCCUCUUCAAGUGUGUGGAUAAAAUUGCCAGGUUUAAUUGAAGGCUGUUUAGUCUUGCUCUAUUUACAGUCAAAAGCUGAUCAUUUGCGCUUUUGGCCUCUGUCCUAGACUCCCACAAACGUAACGGUGCCUCCUGGCCUGUGACGGUCUGUGUUUACUCCCUGGAGUUGGCCGCUGGAUUUCAGUGGCCUUCCAUGCCAGGACUUCCUUAGGCUGGGAGCCAGCUCCCCCAGGCGCUGUUGCAAUCCUCACAUCCCCUUUGUCUGUCCAGCCCAGGCCACAGUCUUGAAGGCACAAGAAUCUGUGAUAUGUGCCUUCCCUCAUUUGAGCAAAGGAGUACAAUUAUUUAUACUAGAAAGAACUACAUUGACUUUCAAAAAAUUAAAAAGCAUAGUUGUGGCACUUGCCGUGUGCUGAGCACUGUUUUCAUUUUAUAACUAAGGAAAAUAAGGCAGGCCGAGCUUCGGAAACUUGUCACACAGGGUCACCUCACUGACAGAGAUGCAAAACGAACUCAGGCAGUUCAAGCCAGUCGGAAGUUCUCCACCGCUUUGCCUCUCCCAGAGGCUACCGUAGCAACCUCCAUAAUUUAAUGGGUGAAUUUUCACGUAAAGAGCGCCUGAUACACAGUGAGAGUAUGGAAGUGCUAGCUGUUAUCAUUAGUAUAUUGAUUCCAUGGUGAAAGCUUAGGCCAUGAAAGUAAAGGACUUUCAUACAGAGUCCAGGGUUCCCCAAGCUGUUUUCUUUCUUUUUUUUUUUUUUUUUUAUUUAAGAGGAAAAAGAGAAAAACACAAAACAAAGCAGUGUAAGGUUACACAUAAUACAGAACUACAAAAAAAAAACAUAACAGUAAGAAAUCACCUGUUAAUAGAUUACAUAUUAUCAUCUUGGAAAUAGUUGCUCAAAUCACAGUAUCAAAGAAUACAAAGUAGACAUUCAAACAGAGAGACUGCAAACAGCUGUGUUCAAUGAUCCAAAAACAUUAAUAUAGUCAGCUAUUUAACAUCCCUAAACACACUUUUUCUGUAGAAUAUCAGUAUCCAACAAGAUGUAAUAAAGACUCUAUACUUAAAAAUAAAAAAUGAUCAUGAUCAAAUAGGCUGGAAAAUAUUGGUUAAAAACAUACAAGUCUUAAGCAUGGUGGUGCAUGCCUGUAACCCCAGCACUCAAGAGGCUUAGGCAGAGGAUUGCUUGAGGUUGAGGCCAACCUAGGCUAUGUAGCGAGUUCAAGACCAGUCUAAACUGCACAGUAAGACCCUGUCUCAAAAUAACAAAAAAAAGUCUUUUAUGUUGUACUACUACUGGCAUAUCUUUAGUAAUGUGCUUUUUUUGGUCUCCAAAAGGCGGCCAUUGUAUCCAGGGUCUGCCCACUUUUCCCCUAUACUUUGUACAUAUAGACAACCAUGGGGCCUGAAGUGGUUUUCCUUGAAAGGUCUUUCUUACAAGGUUAGUUCUUGGCUAGUAUCCGAAAUGGGUUUCAGGAGGAUUCCUACCAUUUCCUGACCAGAACAGCUCACCGCACCUAAACUGUGUCAAGGGGCACCUGCUUUCUGUGAGAGUUGUGGGCCAUGCCAGGCAGUGGAGCUAAAAUGGCUGACACGGGGCUCUCAGGACCUAGUGAGCUUCCCAUGGACCCUUCACACACAUUGUCAAACUCCCUGUUGAUGAGUUAAAUACAUCCUUUGUCACUCCACUUGGAAGCCUGAGCAUUGGUUCCACUGAAUGCUGCCCUCAGUUCCUUUCUUUUGCUAAUUUCGCUUUCUGUCCUUUCCCUGGAAUAAAUGUUAGCCUGAGUAUAUGCCAGUCCUUUAAGUCCUUCUCGUGAGCCGCCAGUCCUGGAGGUGUCCUUACCCAGGCACUCCCUUUCAUCGCCAGGCCUUGAACUCCUCAUGGAUCACUGGGCUUCUCCAUCAUACAACAUGGGCCAUGAUGAGCUGUCCAGCCCCACAGGAACAGGCAGGGAUGACCCCACACCGUGACUCUGGGCUUUUCCUGAAAAAUGUUGGAGUUCUUCAGGCCUAUCUAGGGGAUUAUCAAUACUUUUCUUCCCAGAUGGGACACAUGGGUGAAACAGACCACAGCAGACUGGUCCAGCCUUAUCUUUUAGAAUAAUUGGGUAGGAAGGAUAGGAAUGGGGCCAGUGAUCACAAGUUACAGCCACCACCUAUGUUCUCCCAGUUUUAGAUUUAACUGUUUAGCCCAGGUUAUAUUAUUAAUGUAAAGUUAUAUAUGCAUAAUGCUUACCUGAGCGUAUUACAAUAAUCUGCUUUAGUGGUUUUUUAAAAAUAUAUAGCUGAUUAGAAAACUCUACCGAAGGAACUCUGGGCCUUUCUGAGGCUCACGCCUGCAGCUGUGACAUCCUCCAGCAGCCGUGAUUUCUCCCCGAGUUCAUUUGGCAGCAGCUGCUUCAAGGGUCUCCUGAGAGCAGGUGGGCUGCUCUGGAGCAUGAAAAGCCAAACGGGAAGGGCAAUUGGCCCCAGCGUGUGUUCCUCCCAGGCCCUUUCUGGUAUUACUCCUCUCCACAUUCUUCAUGGCUCGCUUGGCCUCCUUGUUUUGUUUUUCUGCAGCUGCCAAAAGUUCUAUUUGCAUAUCCUCUGCCCUGGGUGGAGCACUGUUUCCUGUGAUCCGGUCUGCUCCAUUUUGUUUGCCUCCAUUGUCUGUCUAGACGCUGGCCUUGUUUUCCUUUGACCUUGUUCUCAUUGCCUUUGUUGAUCUGGUGCUAGAUGAUAGAGUCUUGCACCAGGAACCACCAGUUAUUAGUUGAUUAACGGGCUCCUUGCUCGGCUGACUGCGGAAUAGAUGAUUCUCUAAGCAGGUCAUCUACCUCACUGUCUGCAUAUCCCAAGGCUCCUCUGCAUCCUUCCUCAUGUGUGUGUUUCUUCUAUAUAAUGGCUGUUUUUAACUUCUCCAAGUCCCUGCUCAGGGUCUGGCUGGUCUUUUGUGUAACCCUGGGCCCUUCCUGGACCAUGGACCCCCACCAGUAUCUCUAUCUGCAGUAGGUACCUUACCACAUACCAUUUUAUUUGCUUACACACCCAACACACAGUGAUUGAGCUCCUUUAAGAGCCAUUCAACACACUAGCAAAGAAGGAUGUGUAAGCAAAGCUCCUGCCCCCAGGAUCUUACUGUCUGGUUGAGCAGCAAGACAUGGUCCCACUAUUCUUGAUCCCAUGCUAGUGCUGGUUUUUCUCACCUCUGAAGUCCUCAAAAGCAGAGAACUCCUCUUAAAUUUUUUUGUACUUACAGAAUGCUAAAUGGUCAUAGUAAAUAAUGGUCAGGAACCCAAGAACAGAUCCAGUUUGUAUCCUGUCUAUGCAGUUUCAUACCAGAUUAGCAUUUAUUCUUUCAUCUGUAAACUGAGGGGGGUCAUGUCUACCUCUGCUGGUGUUCUAAUAACUGAUCUAGAUAAUGGUUAUGAAACGUCUAACUCUAAUCCCGUAAGUAAAUGCUAGUCAUAGUUCGUGCUGAGCCAACUUAUGACAUAAUAGUUCAUGAUUUUUUUUUUCCUGGAACUUUGGCCUUAGAGAAACAUUGGGAGAUUUAUCCUGAUGGGCUAGAUCCCAGCAUUGUGCUGUCAAACCUCCCCAUUUGGGCCAACCUGAGCAGGAUGGGAGGGAUUGAAGGAGGGUGCCAUUAUGAAUCAGAAAGGCAUCGAAGCAUGCAAAGACCUGCCAGGCUUGCUCUGCACAAGGAAGUGGAUUUCCACAUCCAUUUUUGGCAAGAAGGUUUCUGUCCCUCACUUGCUUCAUUUGCUGGCAGUUACUAGAUAUAGAGCAGAGGUGGAUAGGAAGGAGAGAAUCUCUAUAUAGCACUCGUGUACUGUGUGCUGGGUGCCGUGUACGGAUAGAGCCUCCCUCUUGAUGAUAUCCCUGCCAAGGAGAUGUUCUUAUUCCUACUUUACCGACUGGAAAUCUUAGAGGGUUAAGUGGAACCCAUUGUGAACCCUGCGGUAAAUCAAAUCCUCGAAGGUUCUGGCCCAGUCUGGCCUGAUCUGCCUAUGUUUCCUCUACUGUAGAGCCUACACCCGCACAUCCCAGGAGGCCUGUGGUGCAUAAGGAAACUCACAGCAGUCUUGCAACUCUGUUGUCCUUGUACCCCUCUGGGCCAGGACUAGUGUGAGUCCACUGGGGUGUUCACUCUCAAGCUCUUGUAUGCACAAACGGUUCACUCAAUAAUCCCACUCAGUCCCUCCUGCUGACCGGCCUGGCAUGCGGCUGUUGGAAUUUUGUAGUGAAAACUACACAAAGACCUUGAUCACCAAGAUGACCAGGACAGGCCCCAGAUCAGCUCACAGGCAGUUUGCUAUACUUCCUCCAACUGCCCGUUGCUAUUUCUGGAUGUCUCCUGACCUCAUGAUUUUUCCCUCCAAAUCACAGUGUAGCCAAACAGGCAGGAGGAGUAAGAGACCAACCAGGUCCUCCAUUAAUCCUAGAAAAUAGGUUUCAGCUGGUUCAGUCGGUGGGACGUGGCCAGAUAGAGGAGGAUGGUGAGGUCAAAGCCUAGUGCUGGAGAUUAGCGCCGGGUGAGCAGGUCUGUAUCAGACAGGGGCUAUGGGGAGGGGUACUUGCUAUUGUUGGAACCAAGGGCAACUGUCCUUAUCUUACAGAUGAGGAAACCGAGGCCCUGAGAGCCAUGAUGACUUACUCUACUUCUUCACUUAACUAGCUAAUGGGAAAUGAGGAGUAGAAGCCUUAUUUCCUACUCUUAUCCCUUUUCUCACAUUCAGAAAAAUGUGAGAACCAUGAACUUUCUCCUCUUCACUCUGCUAUUUCCAGUGCCAUCACUAAAUCAUAAAAGGAGGAUCUAUCCAUGCUAUUCCCAUGCCAAGUUUUACUCUUUCUCAAGGUUAUUUUAAAAUUAGUCAAUUCCUCAUUACUGAAAUACCAGAGGUAAUUAACUUACAAAGAGAAAAGGUUCACUCCCAGUGUAGAGAGUCAUGUCCAAGGUGGGGCAGCUCAAUGGCUUGGCUUCAGAAGAUUGCAGCAGGUAGCAGUGACAAGAAUCCAUAUCAGGUGUGUGGACCCAUCACAAGGAAGGAUGCAGAGAAAGAGAAGGUGGGCCAGUGGCACACAAUCCUUUUGGGAACACCCCCCCCCACUCCGUGAUGUAUGGAACUCCCCAAUGCCCCACCUCCCAGAGGUUCCAGCAUCUACAGGAACAUCAUCCUGGUGACUAAACCUUUAACAUAUGCACCUUUGGGGAACACUCUUCCAAGUGGCAGCUCUGUCUUUGUACUUGGGUCUUCAUAAUGUAGUUCAUGGACAGCCCACAUCAGAAUCAUCUUCAGCAUUCAUUCAAAAUGGACAGCCCACAGUUCUGAGUCAGAUGAUUCCAAUGCUGCAGUUUAAAAUCUACUAAUUUGGAUUUGAAAUUUUUCAUAUCAGUGAUUUCUUACUUAGUUGGCAUUCUCUAGAUUUUUCUUUUCUUUAGGACAUGAAAUCAGUACUUCCAUGAUCAUCUUGUAUUGCUGAUUCUCAGUCAGAUUUGAUAAGAAAUUAAAGUCACUGUGCUUCUCAUCAAACUAUGAUUUGAGCAGGAUAGAAAUUUGUGAAAUCUGAGAAAUUCUCGGAAGAGGAAGCAUUCAGUUUGCUUUUGUGGGUCAUGAUAGAGUUAUAAAGAUUCCUCAUUAAUUACUGGUGUGUUUUCAAUAAAAGGUCUCUUGUCAAGGACGGUGAAACACUCUUUAGAUCUUUAUUCUUAGGGUAGCAAAAUAUUUCCAAAUACACAUCAAUGUUUUCCUCCAACUUCUUCAAAAGAAUCAGUUUGAUACUGAAAUCAGAAGAUGGAUUCUGGUGAGUGUGAGUAGUAUUUCUAGGUGUAUAUCUGACACACACAGGGCUUCAGAAAACUUGCAUUCCUUGCCAACAUGAAAAAUUCAGAAAAUUUUAAUAUUUUAAAAGAUAAACUCUUUCCAUUACUUUAAAAGUUCAAAAUAUUUUCACCUUGGGUCUAUUAUACAGCAUGUUUCUGCCCUCUCAAAUUCAUACAUUGAAACACUAACCCCAUUGUAAUGGCAUCCAGAGGAUGGAACCACUCUGAGAUAGGAUUAGUGCCCUAAAAAAGGAACCCCAGAGAUCUCUGUUAUUUUCUUUCUGCCAGUUACAAAAGAAGUUAGUAGUCAACAGUACUGGAAACUAGCCUUCAGAAGGUGAGAAAUUAAUUUCUGUUGGGUAAGCCACCCAGUUUAUGACAUUUUGUUGUAGCAAACAGAUUAAAACAGGGCCACAGUACAGCAGUCCAGUAGGUUCUCUGUUUAAAGACAUUAAAGAUGCUUGUAAAUUCUUUGACACCCCACCUAUUGAGAUGUAGACCUAGGGAGCUCUCCCCUUGAGUCUGGAAAGGCUUAAUAACUUCUCUGAUCGGUAAAAUACAGUAGAGUUGAGGUUCACUCAGGCCCAGAGACUACAACCUAAGAAGCCAGAAGUGUAUGAUUGCUCUCUGUUGGGACACUCAGACUGCCUGAGCCCACUAUGCUUUGAAAAGGCCAAGCUGCAGAAAGUGACCCGAGAGGAAGAGACAGGAAACUCAGAAAGAGAGAAAGUAGAAAGAUGAAGGAACACCCUGGUGCCAGACCCAGGAAUAAAGAUGCCAUUUUGGAAAUGAAUCCUCCAUCCCUGUGAGGAGUGGGCACCUGGCUUACAGAAGGGCACCGGCCCUUCACAAGUACAUAAGCCACAGAAGUGUGACCAAAAUGACAUGAUUGUUCUAUUAAAUUUGAAAUCAGUAUAUCAAAUAAAAGACACUCAUAUUAAUUUCCUCUGUUUUGAGCCUUGUCUUAUGCCAGCCUUAUUUAAAUUGCUUUACAUCUGAGCUCCUAAAAUAAUUUGAGUUCAUAAUCUUUAUCUAAGCCAUGGUCUUGAGAUCCUUGAUUUAUGUCAAGUUUUGGAAAUAUUAAAAUAAAAAUAUAUGGGGCUGAGAGUUUAGCUCAGUCGCAUAUGUGCCUGCCUGGCAAGCACAAGGUCAUGAGCUUGAUCCCCAGCACCAAAAUAAAUAAAUAAAUAUGCUUAUAUAUAUGCAUGUAUAAUGUGAUCAAAAACUAUGGCGAAUGUUUUAAAUUUAUAUAGUACAAGCAAAAUAUUGCCAUUAAUCCUUCUCAAAGAUACUUUCUUCACUUCAAACAUACUUACCCCAUUGUUCUUGGCACUUUCUAAGCAGCUUGGGAAAUCCUGUUUCAUGACCAUCUUUAGUUAUACUGUCAUGGCCGCCUUGGUGUCCCAAAUUAAUUCAAAACAUUUACUAUCCGUUGUCAUUUUGACUUUGAACCAGUGCCACAUCUAGUGAAUCAGGAGGUUGAGGACACACCAUAAUGUCCUUACAAGCUUGCCUUUCAGGUGGAUGGCACUCAGCAGCAACAUUCACUGUAAGAACGCUCAUGAAAGAACCCCAGAGCUGCUUCAGAAAGUGUUGGAAAGACGGGAUAAGUGUGGUCAAAGUGAGGCUGAGUGUUUAGAGGAGGGUUAAUGGUGCCAUGUCUUGUACUAUAAUUAAUUUUUUGAAAGUAUUUGUGUGUGUAGGAGUACGCGGGUUCUUUAUCUGUGGAUUCAGCCAAAAGAAAAUUGCAUCUGUACUAAAAGUGUACAAACUUUUUUCUUUUCAAUUUUCCCUAAACAGGGCAAUACAACAACAAUUUGAAUGAAUUACGUUGUAUUAGGCAUUAUAAAUAAUCUAAAGAUGAUUUAAAAUAUGUGAGCUGGUGGGUACAGGCUGUAUGCAAAUAUCCCAUGAUUUUAUAUAAGGGACUUGGGCAUCCUAAUUUUGAGAUCCAUGGUUGAUUCUGGAACCAAC
Molecule: messenger RNA, 35639 nt
Organism: Cavia porcellus (domestic guinea pig)
Lineage: Eukaryota; Metazoa; Chordata; Mammalia; Rodentia; Caviidae
Gene: Samd12
Product: sterile alpha motif domain containing 12
Exons: 5
Coding region: 155-640 (161 amino acids)
Biological process (GO): cell surface receptor protein tyrosine kinase signaling pathway
Cellular component (GO): cytoplasmic side of plasma membrane
Molecular function (GO): protein binding
Source: RefSeq, a predicted model, not a curated record